Mya arenaria is the source of this 2581-nucleotide messenger RNA. RefSeq names its product dentin sialophosphoprotein-like. Gene Ontology annotation, molecular function: DNA binding; transcription coregulator activity. The record is from RefSeq and is a predicted model, not a curated record. Lineage: Eukaryota; Metazoa; Mollusca; Bivalvia; Myida; Myidae. Gene Ontology annotation, biological process: regulation of DNA-templated transcription. Bases 62 to 1846 code for a protein of 594 amino acids. Gene Ontology annotation, cellular component: nucleus. The transcript has 17 exons.
CCGUGACCCAGCUAUACCGGUGCGAUACUAGUUUAUUCCCUGCAGUAGCGAGCAAGAGAGGAUGGACGUCGAUAAUGAGAUGGAAAACGAAGCUGAUCAGUUAUCUGAUGCUGAAAAUUUGUCUGAAGAGGACCAAAGUCUGGCAGAUGGGAAUGAAAUUGUGAAAGCAGCAGAAGUGAUGGAAAAGAGAGGUAGAGGGAGACCAAGAAAACAGCCAGUCAGUCCUAGUCCAGGCGAGGUAAAGGAGAAGAGAGGCAGGGGGAGACCCAGGAAAACUGAGGAGAUGGGAAUUAUGGAUGGUGAGGCACCUGUCAAAAAAGCACGUCUUGAUGACCAGUAUAAGGGAGGUCCUGUGAAGAAGGGACGUGGUCGUCCAAGGAUGAAGAAGCAAGGCCCAGGCAGGCCCAGGAAAGUUGACAAGACAGCCUCAUUUGUGAGCAAUAAACAUGAGAAGAAUGGCACAUCCGAGUCUACAAUGCAGCAUAAAUCAGAAAAAAGGUCUGAACCAGAGAGAUUGCGGAGAAGCAGACCCCGUCUUUCAUAUAUGGAAGUGAACAGUGAUGAGGAGGACAUGGAGUCUGGGUUUGAGUCUGACCAGGAAGAUUCCCCAGACAGCCAGGGGAGUUCAGGGGCCGGAGGUAGUUCUGGCACAUCAAAGGGCAGAGGUAGACCAAAGGGCAGUAAGGGUAAAAGAGAAAGGAAGAAACUAAAGGAAGAGGAUGUCGAGUCGCGUUUUCACCAGAUUGAGGCGCAGCUGUUUGGUCCCAAAUCAGAAAAAACAAAGAAGGUGAAGGUCGCUGGCCGUGGGCGGGGACGACCUCCAAGCACCACAAAGAAACCUGUAACAGAGCGGGUACCAGGUCGUGGUCGAGGUCGACCACCAAACCCAAACAAGGUCGAGAAGGUUCCAGUAGUCUCAGGGCGCGGAAGGGGAAGGCCCAAGAAGAAUACACACAACGCCCCUGUGGAUAAAACAGAUGACAGCAGUGUUGACUCCAACAGCCCAUCGUCACCUGACAUGGAAAACAGCAUUGACAGUGACGAAACCCCGGUGAUAAACAAAGGGCGUGGCAGGGGAAGGCCCAAGAAGAAUACACACAACGCCCCUGUGGAUAAAAGAGACGACAGCAGUGUUGACUCCAUCAGCCCAUCGUCACCUGACAUGGAAAACAGCAUUGACAGUGACGAAACCCCGGUGACAAACAAAGGGCGUGGCAGGGGAAGGCCCAAGAAGAAUACACAGAACGCCCCUGUGGAUAAAAGAGAUGACAGCAGUGUUGACUCCAACAGCCCAUCGUCUCCUGACAUGGAAAACAGCAUUGACAGUGACGAAACCCCGGUGACAAACAAAGGGCGGGAAAGGCCCAAGAAGAAUACACACAAUGCCCCUGUGGGAAUAACAGACGACAGCAGUGUUGACUCCAUCAGCCCAUCAUCACCGGACAUGGAAAACAGCAUUGACAGUGACGAAACCCCGGUGACAAACACAUCUGAUACUGGUAAUGACAUUGACACUGGGAACAAACUGUGUUCUAGCAAGAGCCGUCAGCAAGAAUCUCAGCCUAUAAUGAACGGGACUGCUGGAGGGGAUACCAGAAGUGAAAAGCCGGCAUUUGGCUCUCAAACAGUGAGUGAGACUGGUGAUGUCCCUUGUUUAAGUGAUUCUAGGCCAGCUAUGACAGGGAAGUGUAACACAAGUAUUGGACCAAUUGACACUGCCUUGUCUAUCCCCAGUGCAACUGACAAUGUGGGGGAAGCAGGUGAUAAGGCUGAUGUUGUGUGUCAGCCACUGUUUGCAAGUUGUGACAUAGACAGUGGACACAGUGUUACCCCUGUUAUUGUAUAAAAGAAAAAAAAUCAUUGGACCCUCAUAUUUUUAUUCCUCAUCUACAUGGUUGUAUUGUUUUGCCUCAUGAGAGUUUUAGAUAUAUACAAGAGUCACUGAGCCCCCAGGCUUAUGAUAACCCACCAACAAACAGAUAGAGGAAAAACUUCUUCGUUAAUCAAUACAAUAAAAUUAUUCUGUGUUUGAAUCAUGUUGUCAAAAUAAUAAAAAAAAGAACAUAUAUAUGCUAAGCCAAAAAAAAUGUCCUAAAUUUUAGUUAUUUUCUACAUGAGAACCUGUCUCAGAUCUGUGUUCAGUUUUCAUUCCAGAACAUUUGUACGUAGAAAGUCUUCAUUUUUCUUAUUACACAUGUAGAUUUAAUAUAUAAUGUGAAUGUGAAUGGAACUAUUGGUGCCCACUGGCAUUGUGCACUAACGGUUUGGACACAGUGGUUACGUGCGACACUGUGGUUACGCCAGUAUGUAAAAUAAUCACGGGUUCAAACCACCCGUCUCUUUAAAUUGUAUAAAUAUAUGCUUGGACAGACAAGAAACGAAAAUUAAGUUGGAAAUAUAUACCUGCCUGUUCGUGAAUUCUUAUGUUAGUGCAAUACAAGAACACUUUGGCAUGUUUUCAUCACCAUUUUUACGUAGCUAUUGUAUUUUAUUGUUCUGUUGCAUUUUCUGUUAGUUGUUUUGUGUAAUACAUGUAUGUUGUAAUUCCUAAUUUUGUUCAUUAAACUGCUGAAAAUAUCAA